GUCAAAGGUCACGUUGUGUAACCUACAGUAACAGCUGCAGCAGAUUUUUUGAGCUCUCUCUCUUUUGGGAUCAUUCAAUAAGAUUCCUGUUAAGUUGUCUUCAGUGAUUGGCUGAACAGACCAACUACGUCUAAAACGAUGCGCCAGCGACAACUUCCGCAGCGACGCUCCUUUACCAUGUGCGUAGGAAAAACAACCGAAGAGCUGCGUUUAUGAAACCUGAAGGAGACAAAUAAACCACGCUGAGGACUGAGACACCAGGAACUGCCCGACUGCAAGUAACCAGCUAACCCGGUUAGCCAGCGAACUGGGGCUUGGUUGUGGCCAUGGCUCUGUACGUGAAAGCCGCAGAUAUCCUGGAGAAGGCGGAGAGGAAGCAGGGCGCCUUGAAAACCCUGGUGUACGACAGUAAGUUCUCCAACAUCAAGCAGCUGUUCGCUCUGGUGUGUGAGACCCAGAAGUUCUCCGCCGUCCUGCUGGAGAUCAUCGAGUACACCAAGCUGCUGAAGCAGACCCGGCUGAGCCCGCACCUGGCCAUGGUGCUGGUGUACGACCUGCUGAUCGGACAGGGCCUGAAGUGCGGCGGCUCCUGGAAGGUGAUGAUGAUGAAGCACCGCUCCAGGCUGCAGGCGGCGCUGGCCCGCAUGAAGGUGAAGAAGAAGGUCAGCCGGAAUGAAGACCUGCUCCCGGCCGAUGUCCAGAACCCCGCCGGGGAGCACCUGCCCAGGUAUGUGCGUGUGAACACCCUGAAGACCACCGUGGAGGAUGUUGGUGUCUACCUGAAGAGGGAUGGCUUCACCUUCCAGGGAAACGCCUCCAGGCUGGAGGACCUCACCCUGAAGGAGAACCACUUUGUGAGGGACAUGCACCUUCCAGAGCUGCUGGCCCUCGCUCCUAAAACUGACUUCCAUGACCACUUCCUGUACAAGGGCGGGCACAUCAUCCUGCAGGACAAAGCCAGCUGCCUCCCCGCCUAUCUCCUCAACCCUCCACCUGGCUGCCAUGUCAUAGAUGCCUGUGCUGCACCCGGCAACAAGACCAGCCACCUGGCCGCCAUCAUGAAGAACAAGGGCAAGCUGUUUGCUUUUGAUUUGGACGCCAAGCGACUGGCCACCAUGUCCACUCUCCUGCUCCGAGCCGGGGUCACCUGUCAUCAGCUGGCACACCAGGACUUCCUGAAGGUGGACUCCGACGGGGCGCAGUAUAAAGAUGUGGAGUACAUCCUGCUGGAUCCCUCCUGCAGUGGAUCAGGUAUGGUGUGCCUCCGGGAGAGCACCUCAUCCAACCAGGAGAAGGAUCAGGCUCGCCUGGCCUCCUUGGCCUCUUUCCAGCUGCGGUGCCUGAACCACGCUCUCAGGUUCCCCCGCCUGAAGCGCCUGGUCUACUCCACCUGCUCCAUCCACAGACAGGAGAAUGAAGACGUCAUAGGAGCCUGUCUGCAGCAGAACCCCGGCUUCAGGUUGGUUCCUCUUCUGGCUGAGUGGCCUGAACGAGGCCUGGAGCCGUUUACCCAGUGUCUGCGCGCCAGCAUCGCCACGACCCGCACACACGGCUUCUUCGUGGCGCUGCUGGAGAAACACAGUGAGGCUGCGAAUACGAAGCAGGAAGCUGUUAAGAUCAGCGGACCUGAGGCGACAACUACACACAGUCCAGAUGCCUGCGAGGAGAAACCUGAAGAUCCCCAGUCAGAGGACGAACAGACACCUGCAGCAGACGUGAUGCCCUGCGGACAAACUGACAGUACACCAGGCAAGAAGAGGAAGAGGAAGAAGAAGAAUACGACCGCAGCUGCAGCUGCACCGGUGGUGCCGGCAGUGAUGGCAGAAGUAGCUGCGGCAGCAGUGGUGACGGCAGCGCCGGUAGCAGCGCCGGCAGUGGAAGCAGCGGUGCCGCCGGCAGAAUGA
Pleuronectes platessa (European plaice) is the source of this 1904-nucleotide messenger RNA. RefSeq names its product NOP2/Sun RNA methyltransferase 5 (gene nsun5). Bases 327 to 1904 code for a protein of 525 amino acids. The transcript has 5 exons. Gene Ontology annotation, cellular component: nucleolus. Gene Ontology annotation, molecular function: methyltransferase activity. Lineage: Eukaryota; Metazoa; Chordata; Actinopteri; Pleuronectiformes; Pleuronectidae. Gene Ontology annotation, biological process: rRNA base methylation. The record is from RefSeq and is a predicted model, not a curated record.